AUGUACAGAAUAGAUGUUUCAGAUUUUUAUGACUUCCAAGCCUUCAGAAAUAUGUGUCCAUUUAGAGACUAUAACAAAGCAGUCGAGAAUUUGAAACGUUUAGUCAUUUAUGUUGACUCUGCCCCAGAAUGUUAUGUCAUGAAAGAAUGGGAUGUUGUCUUUAACAAACCAAGAGCAACCAUAGUUUCAGAACAAGAAUGUAAACAGAAACUUAAGAAAAUAAAAGUUGUACAAGUUGGUAUGAAGAUGUUAGAUGCUUGGGAUAUCUUAUUGUCAAAGUUAGAAGAUUUUUCAGUUCGUGGUAUAAAGUUCUAUACACCAUCUCCAAACUUCUAUUCUAUCUUCACUGGAUAUAAAUACGAACAAGUAGAAUGGAAAGAAAAUGUUAUAGAAGCUUGGUUAGACCAUGUCAAAGAAAUUAUAUGCAAUGAAACGAAAGAGUCUAUGAGUAUAUCUUAUGUUGGUUUGCAAACAUCUUACAAUAUCCAAGUGCUAAAAAUGAAACUGCUCUCAUCAUAA
Molecule: messenger RNA, 519 nt
Organism: Trichomonas vaginalis G3
Lineage: Eukaryota; Parabasalia; Trichomonadida; Trichomonadidae
Exons: 1
Coding region: 1-519 (172 amino acids)
Source: RefSeq, a predicted model, not a curated record